This is a messenger RNA of Rhipicephalus microplus (southern cattle tick), 435 nucleotides long. RefSeq lists its product as uncharacterized. Gene Ontology annotation, molecular function: metalloendopeptidase activity. The record is from RefSeq and is a predicted model, not a curated record. Lineage: Eukaryota; Metazoa; Arthropoda; Arachnida; Ixodida; Ixodidae. Gene Ontology annotation, biological process: protein processing. Gene Ontology annotation, cellular component: plasma membrane.
UGGUCGUCAGCGGCCAGCAGGUGGGGGAGAACUGGGUUGGUUACUCGUGGUCGAGAAAAAUGGAAAAGUACGCCCUCUGCCUCUCGACAGAGCGGAAGGAUAACACCUCCAUCCUACCAGCAAUGGACAUUCACUACCACGCAGCUGUAAUACCGGCGUACAGGUACUUCAAGCGUAUGGUCCUCGAAAAGGCGUUCCCACGCCCGGAGUUCCGUAUCGACUGGAUCAGUGACCUCAGCUCCACCCAACUCUUCUUCUACAACUGGGCCUUGUUGCACUGUGGCACUGAUUUUGGCAAAGAACUCAUUGACAUUGCCGCGAGGAACAGCUGGUACUUCCGUGACUCUUUCAACUGCGAACCAGGCACCCCGAUGUACAAGGCGAAGAAUCCUUGCGACCUAUGGAACACCACGAGGCGGGAGUACUGAGUUGCAC